GUGGGGGGUGGGUGAAGCGUGAGCGCGCCCGCAGGCUCUCGCGAGAGCGCGCGCCGCUCGGGCUCGCGCUCGGUCGCGGGUCUCGCCCUCAGUCGGUCACUCAGUCGCUGGAGCCGGUGGAGAUGGCAGUGCAGUUUGUCGGGUUCCCCUUGCUCACUCUCCUGGUCCUCCUGCUCAGCCUGACCUUCCUCAUCUCCUCAGGGUCAGAACAGCCGCCCAUCCCUAACGAAAAUCUUUUAGUGCUUACAGUAGCAACCAAAGAAACAGAUGGCUUCAAACGCUUCAUGCAGACAGCUAAGCACCUCAACUAUACAGUCAAGGUACUUGGUGCAGAGGAGGAAUGGCGCGGGGGAAACAUACCUCACUCAAUUGGUGGAGGACAGAAAGUGCGACUGUUGAAGGAAGAGAUGCAAAAUCAUGCUGACCGCGAUGACCUUGUGGUGUUAUUCACUGACAGAAUAAAACAUGGCUGGUUAGGAACAUUCAUUGCCCUUGCAAAGGUGCAGGUGAACCAUGGGUUGAACUGCUGAAGCCCCUGAAGGUGUGUAGAUAACCACAAUGAUGUCAGGAAGGACGG
Messenger RNA from Rhincodon typus (whale shark), 577 nucleotides. Its product is annotated as procollagen-lysine,2-oxoglutarate 5-dioxygenase 2-like. Gene Ontology annotation, cellular component: endoplasmic reticulum. The coding region runs from base 123 to 530 and encodes 135 amino acids. Gene Ontology annotation, biological process: peptidyl-lysine hydroxylation. The record is from RefSeq and is a predicted model, not a curated record. Lineage: Eukaryota; Metazoa; Chordata; Chondrichthyes; Orectolobiformes; Rhincodontidae. The transcript is spliced from 4 exons. Gene Ontology annotation, molecular function: procollagen-lysine 5-dioxygenase activity.